This is a messenger RNA of Coregonus clupeaformis (lake whitefish), 2495 nucleotides long. RefSeq names its product proline-rich nuclear receptor coactivator 1 (gene pnrc1). Bases 546 to 1340 code for a protein of 264 amino acids. NCBI's taxonomy places the organism in Eukaryota, Metazoa, Chordata, Actinopteri, Salmoniformes, Salmonidae. The transcript is spliced from 2 exons. Gene Ontology annotation, cellular component: nucleus; P-body. The record is from RefSeq and is a predicted model, not a curated record. Gene Ontology annotation, biological process: nuclear-transcribed mRNA catabolic process, nonsense-mediated decay.
CGGCUUUCGAAACCAAUGAUUUAUUUAUACGCUGCUUCUACCUUUUCACGGAGCACGCAUUCGCGUUGACUUAUAAAUAAACUUUAAUGGCAUUUUGUUAUUCUAUUAGCAAUUAACGUGAUUUACGGCGUUAAAAUCGUGUUGCUCUCAUCUCCUUUGUUUGGAAAUAAGUGGGCGUGUGUUUCAGCUUCCCCUGAAAUACAAUCAGGAAGUUGUCCUGCGCCAUUUCCAUCGCUUCUACGCCAUCUCGAAGACCGUGCUUCUAGUUACAAUAAGAUUACGCCAUCAACAUCGUUGGACUCUUCUUCAAUUGAUCAAAAAACCCACUGCAAUCUAUCUGCAUCGAGGUUUUCGGACAGACUUUAGUUCCACCAUCUACUAUGUACUAGAUAACGUCGUCGUGUUAGCUAGCUGUUGUCGAUUGUUGUAGUAGUAGUAGUGAGGUGAACUAACGUCGUUGGCUAGCAGGUUAAAGUUAGCCUAGUUUAUAUUUUAGAACGAUUUGCUAGUAUCGUUGAUGUGUCCUCCCUCUCCACUUUGAAGUCAUGUUGGGCGAAUCACUAAGUCAUAUUGAACCAAAUCUGGACAACGUUGAAAACAAUAAGCCAUCAAUUUUGACUUCCCACCACGUCGGGGCAAGCCUAGGCAAAACAAGGCAAGCACUGUUGAAGAAAGGUGGCAGAAAAUUGCGUUCAACAACGUCAGGGUUGCAGCGGACACACCAGCAACCGCACCAAAAAACGCUGAGAAACAACCCCACGCGUCUUGCAGACAUCAACAACAACGUCGCAGCUCCGAAAGCCCCAAGUGCCGAGCUCGCGACUGUGCUGACCCGUCACCAUAUUAAGCAGGGGACAAAGAAAGAGCUGCUGAAGUCAAAAAGUGGGAGAGUGGAGAGGGCCACAACACCAGGUGACCAGUCUGUCCACAACCUCCAUAGACUCGAUCAAGCUGCCCAAAAUCUCAACACCCGAAGGAGCAGGCACGUUAAUGCACCUUGCAAUGCUCCCUCAGUACAGAAAAAUGACAACAGCUGCCACCCGAAGCCCAAUUCUGCUCCCUUCCAGCUCCUCCGUAGAGAGGAGAAGAAUCCCUUCAACUCAGUUGACAAUGUCAAGAUCGUGAAUGUAUCCCCAGCUGAGCUUGUACCUGAGGAUGAGCUCAAAGACGGAGAGAAGAUCUAUGCUGGAGCUAAAUUCAGCGAGCCCCCAUCUCCAAGUGUCCUGCCCAAACCACCCAGUCAUUGGGUCGGCGAGACUGCCCCCCAACAUUCCGACCACAGCCGAGAGCAAAUUACUUUUCAUUUGAAGUCUCUGCUGAAGGUUCAAGAUAAACCAUGAUCUCAAUGGAUGGAAAAUCUUGUCAAAAGGAUCCUUCUUUACCUGAUCAAUGACAAGAAAUUUGGCACUGAAGAAUUUGGACUCUGAAAGAACUGGAACUAUAACUUAACAGCAACAGAAUGUAAUGAGUUUUUGAUCUGUAAUACAAUUUCACAUGUUGUUUUGAGCAAGCGGCCUUGUUUUUGUGGGGAUUUUUUAUGAACUUGUGUAAAUGUAUAUACUGUAAACAUGUAAUAUAAGUGUAUAUUUUUCAUGUUAUUUUAACAGAAAGUAUAGUUUUGUUACUGAAGCCUAAAAAAAGAUGUUCACCUUGAGCUGGUGCACUAUUUUACUGUUCCAAUAAUAGGCCGCAUUAAACGUAAGAGAUUUUCUUACAAAUUUGCACAAGACUGACUGAACCAACACGGGUCCCCAUAGUGGCAAGCAUAGAGUUGUGUGAAUGUUUGGGGUUCUGUGAACCUCGGCCCACCAGUUGUGACUGCUAUUGCCCUGAAUGCACUGCAGGGAGGAUCCACAAUCUUCAGGGAACUCUCUGGAAGGAUGGUCUAGAAGACGGUAACCUCGUCCCUAGGCUCAACGACAGAGGGAGCCACCUGGGUGGACGAGAUUAAGAAGAUGGAGUGACAAAUGUGAGUCUCAAAAUCAAGAAUUCCCCCUCCGACGAGGAGGACAACUGCCGCUGCAGGCAACAGACAUUCAGCACUGACUGAGUGCCCUUUGUUUUGAAUCUCUAGCACUGACACGUUUCUGUUAUGUUUUCUUAGAGUUUUGGUUUUGUCUUUCAUUUGCCCCCUGAUCACCAGUGUUGUGUUCCAUCUAAAGCACUGAGAAUGUUUACCGGAAGUAAGAUGUAUGAUCAUUUAGAGUGACAUUAUCUUUAUUAUUAUGUAACACACCUUUGACCCCUUCCCUCUGGAGCUAGGCAGCUGCUAAUUCUUGUACCUUCACUCAGUGUCACACACAAAUGAUGAAAUUGUAUUACUGUACCAAAGACUUACACAUUUUUUUUGCAAAUGUUCAAAAAGUUAUUUUAGUCCAGUGACUAAAUUUGUAUACAUCUUAAAGCAAUACACUCACAUUGCAAUUAGAACUGUUUUUUAAAUUUUAUGAUGCAUUUCAUAUCUAAAUUCACAUUAAAAUAUUGGCUACCCCCUA